Messenger RNA from Stegodyphus dumicola, 7218 nucleotides. RefSeq lists its product as uncharacterized. The record is from RefSeq and is a predicted model, not a curated record. NCBI's taxonomy places the organism in Eukaryota, Metazoa, Arthropoda, Arachnida, Araneae, Eresidae.
CAUUUGUUUGUUGUGUUGUUUUGCAUGAGUUAACCAUGAUUAAAUAUCUUGCCUUUUUUGCAGUUUUUCUUGUCCAGACUAUCUGUCAGUUUGAUUGGCAGAUACGGGAUGGAUUUGAUGAAAUUACUUCUCGUAUGAAGAAAGUCAAUGCAGAUAAUUGCAAGGUAGUUGACCGAAAUACCUUAUUUUUGCCGAAAGACUCCGUCACACAUAUACCAAAUAUUCGGCAAAUUGGUAUAGAUCCUGUUUUACCAAAUCGAACUAGUCUUUUGCAAAUACACAAUAUGGCCAUGUCGAGGGCAUUUUUUUACAGUUUUAUACUUCAAAGAGCAGAAGACGAAAAUGAACCAGGUUUCAUGUACUACUUUUUAUCAUCAAUUGCUGAUGUUGCAGCCAAUCGUUUCAUUAAUAGUAGUACCAUCUAUUUUUCACCAAAUAUGUCAUUUACACCAUCAUAUAAAGGCUUUUUUAAUAAAACCAUGCCACUGUUUGCACCUCGAGCAUUCAGGUCUGAUGAUUUUAAUGAUCCAUUUCACUUGGAACGUAUAUCUACCUUAAACACCAUUGAAGCCAUUGAUUUAGGAGCAGUUCCAAAUAAUUCCAUGAGCAUGAAUUAUACACAUCCUCAUUACAAAAUCAAUGAAUGGUAUUUUGCAUGGCUCCCUGAUUUUACUAAACGACAAGAUUCGAAAACAACUUAUUCAGUCCAGAUUACUCAUGCUAAUGGCACAAAUGAAACAUAUGUAUGGCAUGGACCACCAGCUGCUUCUGAUAAUCCUGGACCAGUGAAAUGGUUUCAACCUUAUUUCGAUUGUGAUCGAUCAAAUAAAUGGGUUUUUGGUGCUACAGUACCUAUCCCAGAUAUUUUCCCCCGACAUACUCAGUGGAGGCAUAUUGAGAUACCAACUUAUGUUGCCGUUGCUGUAAUGGAAACAGACUUUGAUAGAAUUGAUAUUAAUCAGUGCCCUACUGGAGAAGGCAAUCCUCCUCCUAACCGAUAUGCUGGGACUGCACGAUGUAAAAACCAAACAACUGAAUGUGAACCAAUACAUGGAUUUGGAUUUCGAAGGGGUGGAUAUCAGUGUCGUUGUUUACCAGGAUAUCGUUUACCAAAAGUGAUCCGGAAUCCAUUUCUCGGUGAAAUUAUAGAAAGAGCAGCCUAUGACUAUUAUCAUAAGGGCUUCAACUGUGAGAAAAUCAAUUAUAUGAUGGUUAUGACCCAAAAUGUUGAAAGAUUGUCCGAAUCUGAACGCUGGAAAUACAUCAGUCGUCAGUCUAUGUUUUUUGAUGUGGGUAACAUGAAUGGCAGUAGAAUUGAUCCUCUUGUUGUAGUAGAUUAUGUGAGAAGUGCGGUUACUAAAUUUAACUGUGAAGCAAUUGCUGCAAAACAUCCAGAUCGUUUAUUUUUGAGAGGAGAUGUUGCUUAUGGAAAAGAAAUUCAACUAGAAAAUGAAGCUCGAACCGCAUUACGCUUAGCUAAUUUCAUAUCAUCAUUCCUUCAAAUAGUGGAUCCCAAUGACUUAUUUGCUGAAUUCCGAGUGCCUGACAAACCACUGACUGAAGAUCAAGUCAUUGGUGAAGUAUUAUCUGCCGUAAUAGGAAAUGAAAAAAUACAAGGUUGUGGAGUAUAUUUUGAUAGAAAUCAGUUCAUUAACCGAACACUGUUUGCUCCAUAUGCUUAUCGUAAGGAAAAGAACACUCAAAACUUCUUUGUGGAAGACAUGGCUAGACAGAAUAGUAAAAAAACUUAUUUAAAAAGUGACUGGUUCAAAAGCUUGAAAGUUCAGUGGGCUGCUAAUACUGAUAAUCUUGAAACGUAUACAACAAAGAUUAAAAUUCGUUACAAUUCUUCUGGAUUGUAUCCUAUAAGGUAUGACCGAUAUCCUUUGCAAUACAAAGCUGCAGAGUUAAAACAUGGAUAUUGGACUGUUCCUUAUUUUGAUUGUGGUGGAUUUCAUAAUCAAUGGCUCAUUACCUAUGCUGCUCCAUUUUUUGGUUGGGAUAAAAUUAAAAGUCGUCUCGAGUUCAAGGGUGCAGUAGCUGUAAAUAUGAAACUGGAGGAAAUUGACAUAAAUCAAUGUGAUGAUGAAUAUUAUGUACAGAAUGCAUUUAAAGGUACUCAUAAAUGUGACAGAAGAUCAUCUAGGUGUGUUCCAAUACUAGGAAGAGGAUUUGAUACAGGAGGUUAUAAAUGUCAGUGCAAUCAAGGCUAUGAAUAUCCUUUUAAUGAUUAUAUUACAUAUUUUGAUGGACAAAUAACUGAAGCUGAAUUUGAAAAGCUGUUAAAAAAUUUUCCUAGCAGGUUUGACACUUUAAAAUGUCGUAUUGCUGGAGCAUCUGCUGUAAAAAGUCAUUUUCUCUACAUUGUUUUUAUUUUAUUACUUCACAGAUUCUUAUCUUAUGUAAAAUAUGAUUAAAACUGUGAUAGCUUUUAUUUUACAUUCCACUGUAUUAUAUACAGACUUUAUAUGUUUUUUUCUCAUGUAAGAAAAGUCUGUGAUUUAAAUUUCCUUUUAUAUUUCAAAUCAUGAAAAUCAAACAAUAUUGUGGAAUAUUUUUCCAAGCUGCAUAAAGUACUCUUGUAAAUAUUUAUUUCAUGUCCUUUCUUAAAUUUAAAUUAUUAUUCCGUCCAUUUUACAAGAUUUGAAGUAUAUAUAAUGUUAAAUAAAGCUUAGAUAAAAUUCUCCUGCAUAAUUUUUGCAUAUGCAGUGUUUUAUGUAAUCAAGGAAAGUAUAUUUUGUAUUGUUUAAUGCAAGAAUUGUUCACAUGAAUGUAUGUGUAAUACAUGAAACUUUUUGUAAAAAUACAAGAAUUACCCCCAUCAUAAUUCAUGCUUUUGAAUUGUUUGCAGAAAAGCAAACAUUAUUAAAGAAGUUAUUGGGAAAGAGCUGUUAACUUCAGAUACAUGUAUUAAUCAGGUCAUAAAAUGUGUGAUAAAAUUCUUUAGGUCAAGAUUUAUCAUAAGUUUUACCUUUUAUUGCAUUGCAUUAAAAUUAUGCUAUGCAUUUUGGCUAAGAAAUUGUUAAGUAUUAAAAUAUCACAAAAUAUCAUGGUUAUAUAAAUAUUAAUAAAAAAAAUUUUAAAAUUGCUUUCAAAACUAUAAAAAUGCACUGAAAAUUUGACAAAUAAUAUUUUCUGACUGUUGAGCAAAAAAAAAAUUUACUUUAAAUAAAUUUUAUGAAAACUACUAAAAGACUAUGUAAAAGUCACUUUUUCUUAUACAAAAUACAUAUGCUGUUUCUUAUCCUUUAAAACACACACACACACUUAAUAUAAAAUGGCUUAGCAAUAAUGCUAAACAUAAUAAUGCUUUGUGCACAACACAGUUUUACUCGUGUAAAUUGAGUUACUGGACUUUUAUCGCAAAUUUUCUAGAAAUAUUUCUCUACCAGCUUGAAUGUGUUUAAAAUAUGCUUUUAAAUAGCCAGUCUCAUAUCUGUAUAAAUGAUUACCCAUACCUGUAUGAAUUUGUGUACAGGAUUUAUGAAUUAAUGUGACUGUGUCAUCUAAGCCAUCCUGUUUCUUCAAAUUGCAUCAAAUAACUUUGUUUUUGAAGUUUUUGUGUCACUCAUUAGAAAAUUUUUUAUUGUAAUUUUAUCAUGCAAUUCACUUCAGUGCUAUCAUUAUCAGUUCUUUCUUUAGCUGUAUGUACUAUGCAUAGCUGUCAUUACCAAGAGACUCACGGUCUUCCAGUCUCCCGAUGAAUUAAUAAAUAUUCCAGUACUUAAUUUUUAGCCUUUACUAGGGAAAAUAUUAUCGAGAAGUUAACGAAUCUUAUUUAGUUAAUGAAAUUUGAAUUCUACAAAUUUCAUUUUCUUACCUGUAGUGGUUUUCAGCAUAAAUUACUAAAUUUUAUUUGAUCUCAAUUGACUUAAUCUACUGUAGGCAUUUGUAUAACUUUUUAUGAAGAUUCAAGUAGGGUUUAAUCGAUUAAUAUUUUUUUAUUUAAUUUCCUUUCACAUGAAUAUGGAACAUUGUUAAGUUUAUCAGCAUAAUACUAUGUACAUUAAUAAUUUAUUUUAUUUUUAUCGUAUUUAAAAUUACUUGAGUAAAAUCUUACUUUCUAGGCUCAGCAUUUUCUCAGUAUAACAAUGUAAGAAACUUACAAAAUGAAAUUAGCCAAAGAAUGCAAAAUUUAAAAUAUCCUAUUUAAUAUUAAUAUAUUUCACAUCAAUAUCAUGUUAUAAAAAGUUGAGUAACUUGAGUCAUUCAUCAUAGGGUAAAUUUUCAUCAAUUUGGAGUUCUGAAAUGUUGUUGCCAAAAGUGCCAUAAAUUCCCAGUUUUUCAUAUUUCAAAGCUGACAGCUAUGCAUUUGAUAGCAUUUAGAUUUUUUAUUUUCUUAAAUAGAACCCGGUGUGCUAAUCUGUCAUUAUUAUUGUUAAGACCAAAAAGUAUCUUAAUUAGAUGUUAAAAAUUGUAAUUAGUUUUUAUGUUUCAUUUUAUGUUGUCAUUUACAAAAAAAAAUGAGAGUGAUAUAUAUAUGUGUGUGUGUGUUUGUGUACAUUUAUAUAUACAUGCAGUUUAAUUAGAGCCAAAUCUUAGCAUAGGGGACAGUAGCAGCUGUCUAGGGUUUCAGCUAUGCUGUUCUCACGAGUGAUAACUAAAAAACAUAAAUUUCAGUUUGUGUUAUUAACGUAUUUAAUUUGUAUGGAGCACCUAAUGAUUGCCUAGGAUGUUAGAAAUAUUGGAGCUAGACUUGAUUUUAAUUAUUCUUACUUGAUGAUACUAAAUGUUGGUGAGAGCCCCCUUUAAGCUUAAGAUCCUUAAAAACAUUUGCACAUAUAAUAAGAAAAAAAACUUUAUAUGGUGAAAUGUUUAUUACUGUAAUUUUUGUGUGCUAAAAUAAAGGUGCUGUUUCAUAUGUGGAAUCCAGGCUGGCAUUUUAUGUCCUUAAGCCUAAAUUAACAUUCACUUUGGUAUAGGAAACAAUGUAUGGGUAUAUAUAAUUGAUAAUCAAAUUUAUAUAUAUAAUUAUUAAAAAGAUAUUAAUAAUUUUCAUAUUAAAUUGUGUAUACUUCUGUUUUGUUUUGUUUUUGUCUGUAUUUGUAUACCUCUGUAUUCAAGUUCAUUUUGAAUAGAAAGUAGAAUGCUUUUUCUUUUCUCUCCCAUGUAAGAGUUGCUAAUUGCAGAGUUAAUGCAAAACAACAUAAAUGCGUUUUAUCAUUUUAUUAGUUUGCAGACUGAAAUUUCACUUUCAUAUCAUUUUUCUCAUACUUAUAUUUUUAUAUUAUAUAUUAUAUUCCCACCUAGAUUUGUAGAGGCUUGUUUAUAUAUGUAUUUUUAUGUAAAAAAAUGUUUGUUUUUUAGCUGUACAUGGUAUUUGAUUAUAUAUUUAUAUGGAAUGCUCAACCGGUGGUGGUUAUUUUUUAUGCUGCGUGAAAAAAGAUUCUUGUCGGGUAUCUAAAACUUUUUUUUUUUUUUUUUUUUUUUUUUUUUUAAUGAAACUGUAGUCUUCUCUACACAUUGUUUUUCCUCAUUUGAUAUUCAUGUAACUCAUUUUAAUAUUAUGAACAGUUAACUUGAGUAGCUUCUGGUAUAGAUGUAAACUGGGAAGAAAAUUUUUUGGAUGAUAUAUAUCAAUAAAGUAUUUGAUAGAGAAAAUUCUUUAACCAUGUCUCUAAAAAUAAUUAAUGUAAAUAUUUUAUCGAUUUACCCAAAGAGUUGGUGCGUUCAUAUUAUUCAAUAAGUAGUCCUUUUAUUAUUUUGCUAUUCAUAUUUCAAUAAUUAUUCAGUUAUAUAAUACUUUUUUAAAAUUUAUGAACUCUUAUUAAAUGAAAAAAAAACUUAUAAUUUUCUAAAUUAAGGGCAGCUAUUUUCUUUUUGUUUUGAUUUAUCCUUUUAUUAUUGCAAAUAGUUAUCAACUAGUAUUAAUAACAGAAACAUUCUGGUACAGUUUUUUAAUACAUUUUCAAAGGAAAAAUAUGUUAUUUGCUUGUAAGUUAAGAAAUUUGUUUAAUUGAAAAAUGAUAAAAUUCAUUGAGUAUUGACAAAGUGCUUUAAUGUGAUAUUUUAGUGUUAAAUAUAGAUUUUUUAAUAUGGUGAUGUACUAUGUCUUUCACCAAAUUUUAAUAAUGAGAAUGCACCUCAGAUAGAACUGGCUUUUUAAAUAUUCAAGGUAAUUUGACGCUUUAUUUUCAUUCUGGAUUCAAACUGUCUUAAAUAUAAAUUAAUUAAUAUGAUGAUGUACUAUAUCUUUCAUACAAGGAGUUUCUCUCUUUCUGAAUUUAGCACAAGUGCAAGUGUUUUUUAAAAUAACUUAUUCUGUCUUUGUUUUAAAUGUUUGUUCUUAACUUUGUUUCUGUAUGUUUUUAUUAUCUUUUAAUUUGAAAAGAAAAUGCAUAUUCUCCUUGCAACUCAAAAUACAAAUUCAUGAAACAUGAAUUCAUACAUGAAUGAGUUUAUGUAUUUAUGUACAAAGAUACAGAUGUGAAAUGUGACAUGGCAUGGUUGGACAAGUGAUUCAAGGAUAAAGCAGACAAAAAAUAGGUUAAUCAUGUAGCAUAUGAUCUACCGCUUUUAUUUAUUUAUUUGGUACUCUUCUGUCAUGAGGACCAGAUUCAAAAACGUAUGUUUGCAUAUAUGUAUGUGUAUGCACAUACGUACAUGUUCAUCUAAUUAAUGUUGUUUUAUUUUGAGAUUUUUACUGAGUUUUUUCGUACAUUGAAUUUAUUACAUUUCUUACAAUGAAAGUUUAAUUUUAUAAAAUUAUAUAAAGAAAAGUAAUUCUGAAAAUGCUGCCUUUAUAGAUAUCAAGCUAUCUGUUAUGUUUAUAUUGUAGUUUUUAUUUAGAAAUCAAAUUUUAAAGUUGUUUGUCUUCUCUUUUUCUUAAUCGAAGUUUAAAAAAUAAUGGUAAUCUUAAAAUUUUUUUGCAGUUGUUAAUCCAUUUAUGCUAAUAACUGGACAAUUUUACUGGCCUUUUAUUGUAUAAAAAGUUAUUCCUUGCAUUUAUAUAUUUUUAGAAAAUGCUUUUUAAAUAAUAUAAAAUAUUUUUUGUAUUUUCCAUACAUUUUAAAAUAUAAGAUUAAAAAUAUGUUUGUGAUAUGAGGUUUUUUUUUUUUUUUUUUUUUUUUUUUUUUUUUUUUUUUAUAGUGAAGGUCAGGUGCAAGUGGAUUAAGUUAUUAUGUUUUUAAUUUUGUUGUACACUGAAAUCUAGUUGUAUCCGUCCAUUUUGUAUUGUUCUGUUUUUAGUUGUUUAAUAAACUUAUUUUUGGAAAUGAA